This is a messenger RNA of Camellia sinensis, 2486 nucleotides long. Its product is annotated as type-1 restriction enzyme mjaxp r protein (DUF668). Gene Ontology annotation, biological process: positive regulation of growth. The record is from RefSeq and is a predicted model, not a curated record. Lineage: Eukaryota; Viridiplantae; Streptophyta; Magnoliopsida; Ericales; Theaceae.
GUCACUCGGCUCUCUCUCUCUCUCCAUUCUUCCUUUGCAAUCAAGAACCUCGGGAUUCGUGCUGAUUCCAACAAGAUUCAUGGCCCAAUUCUUCUUCAGAUUUUGGACUUGAAGAACUACUGAGUAGACUUUGCUUAGAGAUCAUUUCCUUAAAAUAUUAUAUUCUUUGGGAUUAGAGAUGGUAGCAGAAUCGUGGUUUCGCAGUCUUUGGAAAACUCCACGGAAGCAUGAGGGUGGUCAUGAUUUAUUGGUUGGAGUACUGGCCUUCGAAGUUGCAAGCUUGAUGGCGAAGCUGGUUCAUCUAUGGAAAUCUUUGAGUGAUAAGCAGGUUGUUAAGUUGAGGGAGGAGAUCGCGAAUUCAGUGGGUAUUAAGAAGCUUGUUUCAGAUGACGAUGACUAUGUUGUUAAUUUGAUAUGCGCGGAGAUGUUAGAGAACUUAGGACACGUGGCAAGAGCAGUGGCCAGGCUUGCAAAGAAGUGUAAUGAUCCAUGUUUGAAGAACUUUCAACACGUCUUUAAUGAUCUGAUCAAGAUUGGUGCUGACCCGUAUGGAUGGCAUUUUACAUGGAGGAAGAUGGAUAGGAAAGCUAAGAAGAUGGAACGGUUCAUUUCGAUGAAUGCAAAUUUGUAUCAGGACAUGGAAUCUCUUUCAGAUCUUCAACAUACUCUGAGGAGAAUGAAGAAUAAUGAUGACUCGGAUAGCAUAACUUUGGCUGAAUAUGCGAAGAAGGUUGCAUGGAAGCAGCAAGAGGUGAAGCAUCUGAAGGAUAUGUCUCUCUGGAACCGAACCUAUGAUUACAUUGUUCGCCUUUUGGCAAAAUCUUUGUUCACAAUAUAUAGCAGGAUUGGACAUGUGUUUGGAAUUAGUCACAUGGUAGAUGUGGAAAUCAAAGACUCAAGGGUUUUGGAUUCCGACUUUAUUCAUCGCAGUCACUCGGUUUCCGCAUUGAUACAAUCUUCAGUUCACCCAUCUGAGAAUAGUAUUCUUAGGUUUUCUUCAGGUCCCUUGGGGGAUCUGACUACUAAAUCUGGCCCAAUUACAAUAACAAAUAGAACUAAUAAUUUCUAUUCUGGCCCUCUUGGGAACUCAACUACCACAGUGAGCUCAAAUUCUAGAAAUAAUAAGGCUACGAACUUCUAUUCAGGUCCUCUUGGAAUGUCAACGACAAAAUCCGGCCCAUUAGCUAGAACAAAGAAAACUGCUCUCAGGUUGUGGCAAAUUCGUGAUUUCUCAUCUACCCUUCAAGGAAAAAACCAACAUCCAAAAGUGAAUCGGUUGACUCCAUCAGGACCUUUUAAAGGAUGCAUGAUGGGCAGAAACAGUUCUCCUGUUCAAAAUAGCAAUUUAGUCGCAAGUGGUGUUCACGAUAAUCCAUCAGUCAUCGAUUCGAAGCCCAGGUUGUUGAAUGCACCUCCUGAAACACUUGGCGCUGCUGCUUUAGCACUGCACUAUGCAAAUGUCAUUAUUGUAAUUGAGAAGUUAGUGGCGUCUCCACACUUGAUUGGUCACGACGCAAGAGAUGAUUUGUACAAUAUGUUGCCGGCAAAUGUAAGAAUGGCCCUCAGGGAAAGGCUACAGCCAUACACCAAGAGCCUGACUUCAUCGGUUUGCGAUACAGUUCUUGCGAGAGAGUGGAGUGAGGCAAUGUCGGGAAUAUUAGAAUGGUUAGCUCCGCUUGCCCAUAACAUGAUAAGAUGGCAGUCCGAGAGGAGUUUUGAACACCAGAACCUAGUUUCCAGGACAAACGUGCUUCUAGUACAAACGCUUUACUUUGCAAAUCAAGAAAAAGCAGAAGCUUUGAUUACCGAACUUCUUGUUGGUCUAAACUAUGUGUGGAGAUUCGGCAGAGAAGUCAAUGCCAAAGCUUUAUUGGAGUGUGCCAGUGGUAGAACAUUCGAUAAUUCUUUGGACUUGGAUGGGUAUUAAUACUUUCAGGUCGUGGCAAUCACGCAAGGAUCCUAAUUAAGAUAACAGUGGACCGGUUCAGGAGUUGUAUUGGACAAAGGUUCCAACGAUUGGGCCUCUCUGCGAUGCUUUUCAGCAACUUUGGCAAAUGUUUUGGCAAUUGCUCAGUGUUGAAGGUCAAGGAUCUUAAAAUUGGAUUCUUUAAUACGAUCAAGGCAUUCUUCGUGCAGUUGAGGACCUUGAGGUAUGGUAAGUGCAUCCAAACACUCUCUUUUCUUGGGUGAGUAUUGAUGAUCUUUUUUCUUUAGCCACUUAAAUUUGGCUGUGAUGUUUACUCUUCAAGGUAGAAUCCAUGUCCUAUAAUUAGGCCGGUAUUGAUCGGUAGUUUCAAGACUCAUUUUUCUGCUAUUGUAAAAAUUUACUUGCAAAGGGGUUUUCUUCAUAUAUAUAUAUAUAGAAGAUAAUUUGAGGUUUGGUAUGCUGAAGUUUGGCAUGCUUCAUUGAAUGUGGUUUGUAUGAAUGUGAAGCUUUUCACAACCGUGGUGACAUUAUUUAAUCAAUGUUUGAAUUGAUUUGGUUA